Molecule: messenger RNA, 1464 nt
Organism: Fusarium musae
Lineage: Eukaryota; Fungi; Ascomycota; Sordariomycetes; Hypocreales; Nectriaceae
Exons: 1
Coding region: 1-1464 (487 amino acids)
Source: RefSeq, a predicted model, not a curated record
AUGGCCCCAAAAACUAUUUCUCGUGCUCGAAAGAUCAUCAUUGUUAGCCACGUUCAAGAUCUUAUUCCCAGCAACUUUUCCAAGCUAGUCACGUUUGCUUUUACGCAGGGGGAGAUUAAUCGUACCGUUACCUGGGCUCGUGGCCUAGGCAAAGAUCAUAAGGACGAUAUUUGCGCCCCGAGAAACCCCUACUUCUUUCGCUAUCCUUGCAUGGGUGACAGUAUCGGUGUGACAGGAAAUGGGGUGUUUGAAGAUAGCACUGCUACUCUUGGUCCUUGCAUCACCGUUGGUGGUGGGAGUUAUUGGUUGGGCAACUUUCAUCCCUUCAUGGAGGCCUACCAACAGCUCGCUCAAGUGGAGGUUGAGCAUCCAUCAUCCCAAGAUCGCAAGCGAUGCAUUGACGAGGGACAUGAUGCCAUGGCCCAGGAGACGAACUUCAGGCUUGGUAGGCUCGAGGUCACGUCAGGUCUGAACCUCAAGACAACAAGAAUUUCACAUGAUCCUUAUUGGGAUGAGUGUGAUAUGGAUAAGCCUCUUGUCGUAACAGACUGGGCUCUCAUCGGUGCCCGUACUUCACAAGCAAACAUCCUUCGCAAAUUCCCUUCAGAAACCCAACCUCCAACUCAGGAACCAACCAUAGCUACUACAACCGCUAUUGUGCCAGGUGCAGAUGUUCUGUCUAGCGGUCGAACAUCUGGUUAUCAGCGCGGCCAGAUUUGCGAGAUCCCUGCGUAUGUAUCUGGGGUAGAGAACCAGACGCAGAAGGCUACGAGAGAGUGGUUUAUCGAGGAACCAUGGCCGCAAGAGGAUGAGGAUGCCUGGAUACGUGGAGGCAUUGGUGUCAACGGCGACAGUGGCGCUGGAGUUGUUGACGCCAAUACAAAUGGCCUAAUCGGUCAAGUAUGGGGUCGCAAUAACUAUUGGGGGCCUGGACAACGUGUGACCUACUUCACUCCCAUCGCAGACAUUUUCGACGACAUCCAGGAAAAGUGUGGGCAGCAGUCACGCCCUCAACUCCCGCAGCAUCGUGAUGAAGCAAACUGCUUUCCGUUACAUCCAUCAUGUCGUCAAUGCUUCGAUCUACGGGUGUACCUCAAUAGUAGCAGGAGGAGUUCGCGGAUGUCGCUCCAAAGCAUGUCAAUGGGCACAGGUGAUGGCGACCAGGAUCUGACCUCUAUUGAGGCUGUCUCAGAGCUAGCUACGCCAAAGGAUUAUCACCGCUACUCGGGCAUCGAAGAGACUCUGGUUUCUCUCAGCGGUAUCGUCUCUCCAGCAGGGCCCAGUGGUUAUCCUGGUACUCCCAUGAUAGCAGAUAUGAAGAGCCCCUAUGCUACCGAGCUUGAUCUUGGUGAUCUGUAUGGGUCAGAAGCAACUGCGCCAACUCAGGCCCGAAAAAGAAGAACGUCUUGUCUAGCUGCCGCACCGGCUCCAGGUAGAUGGAAGAAGCAGAGAACUUGUGAUUGA